CCAGCGCCGAUGAUUCCAGCGUGGGUUUAGAGCUCCGCAGUGUCCACCCGGGUCGAGGUAAUCGCCGGUGUCGCUGCGGGGAGCCCGGCGGAGCUGGACGCGCGUGACCAUGUGGCGGCUGCUGGCUCGGGCCAGUGCGCCCCUCCUGCGAGUCCCUUUAUCAGAUUCUUGGGCAUCCCCGCCCGCCAGUGCUGGCCUGAAGACGCUGCUCCCGGUGCCAACUUUUGAGGAUGUUUCCAUUCCUGAAAAGCCCAAGCUUAGAUUUGUUGAAAGGGUACCACUUGUGCCAAAAGUGAGAAGAGAACCUAAAAACUUGAGAGACAUACGAGGACCUUCCACUGAAGCAACUGAGUUCACAGAAGGCAAUUUUGCAAUCUUGGCACUGGGUGGUGGUUACCUCCACUGGGGCCAUUUUGAAAUGAUGCGCCUGACAAUCAACCGCUCUAUGGACCCCAAGAACAUGUUUGCCUUAUGGCGAGUACCAGCCCCCUUCAAGCCCAUCACCCGCAAGGGCAUGGGACAGCGCAUGGGGGGAGGCAAAGGUGCCAUUGACCACUACGUGACGCCCGUGAAGGCUGGCCGCCUCAUAGUAGAGAUGGGCGGGCGUUGUGAAUUCAAAGAGGUGCAAGGUUUCCUCGACCAGGUUGCCCACAAGUUGCCCUUCCCAGCCAAGGCUGUGAGCCGUGAGACUCUAGAGAAGAUGCAGAAAGAUCAAGAGGAACGAGAACGUAAUAACCAAAACCCCUGGACCUUUGAGCGCAUAGCCACUGCCAACAUGCUGGGGAUACGGAAAGUACUGAGCCCAUAUGACUUGACCCAAAAGGGGCGAUACUGGGGCAAGUUCUACAUGCCCGAACGUGUGUAGUGAGAAAUAAAUGUACAUAGGCUAUUGAGAGAGAAGGAAUCCACAUUUUUAUUCCCCUCAGCCUACCCUUAAAGUCUUUGGGUAGCUCUGAUGUCAUAACCAAGGAACAGCAUAUGAGUAGAUGAUUUCUGAAAAAUUGUAUGAUAUCUGUUGAUUUUUUUUAAAAGUGCAUUAUAUUUAUAUUAAAGUUUGAGUAUCACCUCAGGAUAUAA
Molecule: messenger RNA, 1077 nt
Organism: Ceratotherium simum simum (southern white rhinoceros)
Lineage: Eukaryota; Metazoa; Chordata; Mammalia; Perissodactyla; Rhinocerotidae
Gene: MRPL16
Product: mitochondrial ribosomal protein L16
Biological process (GO): mitochondrial translation
Cellular component (GO): mitochondrial large ribosomal subunit; ribosome
Molecular function (GO): structural constituent of ribosome; rRNA binding
Source: RefSeq, a predicted model, not a curated record